UGACAGAUAUAAAGAAGCGCGUGCUUCGAUUAGUUUCAGUUACUUUCAUCUUUCUCCAGUAUCGCAGGUGUCGAUACGCUAGAGUUUCGAAGAACGUACCAUCGACUCAAAGAAGGAAACAUUUGAUCGAGUUUCGAACAAAAGGAGUUGAAAGCUUCGAAAUGAAAUUUCUCCUCGGCGUCUGCAGCAUUUGCCUGAUUGUCGCGUUUGUCGUGGCUGGCAUACCACUGCCGCAACCAGGCGAUCCUCAAAGUAAUCUCUCAAAAAAUUGUCAGAUUCCAAAAUGUCCUGUCGUGAAAACCACGAACGGUGAAGAGAGGGUUAUUACUUUGCCGUAUCCUCUGGACUGUUUACAGUACGUUGAGUGCAAAGGAUCGGUGGCGACUGUCCUACCCUGUCCACCCGAUGAAGUCUUCGACAAGAACACCUUCACCUGCGGGCCAAAGAGUAGAGUGCAUUGCGUGCCCUGUUAUCAAGAAGUGCCUUGAAUCCGCUCCAUCGUCUUCCCGACUACUCUCGCACUCUGCCUGGCGUUCGGAAAAAUUCACAAAAUGUACCAUAUCACCUGGAUAGGUCGACGAAAUGCACUGUAUUUACAAAUAAAAAUGACAUUCCUGGAA
Hylaeus anthracinus is the source of this 620-nucleotide messenger RNA. RefSeq lists its product as uncharacterized. The transcript has 3 exons. Gene Ontology annotation, cellular component: extracellular region. Gene Ontology annotation, molecular function: chitin binding. The record is from RefSeq and is a predicted model, not a curated record. Bases 162 to 488 code for a protein of 108 amino acids. NCBI's taxonomy places the organism in Eukaryota, Metazoa, Arthropoda, Insecta, Hymenoptera, Colletidae.